AUUUACUGAUUUUCCUUUCUUUGGUUCCUUUGCAUGGAUCUUCGCUGAAGAAAUUUAACCACAUCUGUCUAGUUCUAGACAAAGUGGUGUUAAUCCUUAUUAAGAAAAAAAUAGACAGAGUGGUGUUAAUAAUUCCCGGUCUUAUUUUCCUCGGAUCUCACGGACAUUUUUUAUUCAUCUUUUUCAGUUAACGUUGGGUGUACUGGAUACCCGAUAAGUAACACAGUCAAUGAACACCCAUCUGCUGCAAUUCGCCCCACCAAAAGAGUCCGGGAUGCUGAACCCAACUAUAGCCAGCAAAAGCUUAAGAUAUCCUUGAAUAACAACUUUUGUCAGAAUGAAGUGGAUCAAGCUGGAAGCAUUUUGAAUCCAAAUACUGUAUCAACUGGACUCAGACUUUCUUACGAGGAAAAAGAACGUAAUUCCUCAGUCACGUCUGCUCCUGAGAACAUGAAAGCAGCCCUUCCUGCUUUUCUGCGGAUUGACAGUGGUUUUAAAUGUGAGAUUGACAGGCAAAGAGAAGAAUUUGAUCGGUACAUAAAAGUGCAGGAAGAUAAUAUGAUGAAGGGCAUGAGGGAGUUGAUUCAUCGACAGACAGUAUCUUUACUGAACUCCUUGCAAAAAGAAGUUAACAAGAGAUUGUAUGAGAAAGAUCUUGAAAUAGACAAUUUGAAUCGCAGGAACAAGGAACUCGGGGAGAGAAUAAAGCAGAUUACUGUAGAAGCUCAAUCAUGGCAUUACAGAGCAAAGUACAACGAGUCGGUUGCCAAUGCCCUGAAAAGCAAUAUUCAGCAGGCCAUGGCCCAUGGUUCCAUGCAAGUUCAGGAAGGCUGCGGAGAUAGUGAAGUAAAUGAUGCUGCCUCAAGUACAAACCAUCUUGGUUUAGCAAGCGGUUCGCAAAACCAAGUAUCCCAAAUACAGCAGCUAAAAUGCAGAGCUUGCAAGAGUAAAGAAGCCAGUGUGUUGUUAUUUCCAUGCAGACACUUGUGUCUUUGUAAAGAAUGCGAAGGGUUUAUUAAUAGUUGCCCAGUAUGCCAGGUAAUGAAGACUGCAAGUGUUCAAGUUUACAUGUCAUGAAGACGUAUACGAACACUUGCAAUCAUCAUCAUCAUCUUUGUGUUAAGGGAGGAAUGUUUAAUUUAAGAACAGGUUGUAAUGUUUAUUACAAUCAUGAAUUGUGCAUUUCUUAACUAUAUGAAUACAGAACCAGAUGAAACGAGGAUGGUCUUUUUUUCUG
Nicotiana tabacum (common tobacco) is the source of this 1237-nucleotide messenger RNA. NCBI's taxonomy places the organism in Eukaryota, Viridiplantae, Streptophyta, Magnoliopsida, Solanales, Solanaceae. The record is from RefSeq and is a predicted model, not a curated record.